AUGUUGUCCAUCUUGCGCAAAGCACGUCUCAAGGACAAAGAGAUGCGAAUUCUGAUGUUGGGACUUGAUAAUGCCGGAAAGACGACUAUAGUCAAGCAGAUUAUGGGUGAGGACGUGAACACGGUCAGCCCAACGCUGGGCUUCAUCAUCAAGACGAUCGAUUACGAAGGAUACAAAUUAAACAUAUGGGACGUGGGAGGCCAGAAGACGCUGCGAUCGUACUGGCGAAAUUACUUUGAAAAGACCGACGCCCUGAUAUGGGUCGUGGACACGACAGACCGGCUACGCAUCGACGACUGUAGAGAAGAGCUCCACGGGCUCUUGGAGGAAGAGCGUCUUGCGGGAGCCUGCCUGCUGAUAUUCGCCAACAAGACGGAUGUGGAUGGGUGCAUGACGGAAGAAGAAAUUGUUACGUUGUUGAGGUUGAACGAUAUUCGGACGCAUCAGUGGCAUGUGCUGCCGUGCAGUGCGAUGACGGGCAAGAAUCUCAAGGAGGGCCUGUCCUGGGUGGUGGAAGACGCGAAGAAGCGGCUGUUUCUCUACUAG
Trichoderma reesei QM6a is the source of this 546-nucleotide messenger RNA. Its product is annotated as ADP-ribosylation factor-like protein. The record is from RefSeq and is a predicted model, not a curated record. Lineage: Eukaryota; Fungi; Ascomycota; Sordariomycetes; Hypocreales; Hypocreaceae. Gene Ontology annotation, cellular component: microtubule cytoskeleton; cytoplasm. Gene Ontology annotation, biological process: protein folding. Gene Ontology annotation, molecular function: GTPase activity; GTP binding. The transcript has 6 exons. Bases 1 to 546 code for a protein of 181 amino acids.